AUGGCUUUAACUUCGAGUCACGCCAAGGACUCUGCUUACCCUGUUCUAGCAGUUAAUCUAGUUCGCUGCCUUGAAUCAGAACCGAGCGCAGUCAUUAGUAACAACCAUAACAAUGACGAUUCAAACCUCCAAGAAGACUGGAACCUAGGAAUCAAAUAUUCAACUACAGGCAUCUUCCGUCAAGGAUGUGUCAUCGGCUUCUCCAGACUACGGUCAAGAGAGAAAAACAGCGACGAAUACGUUGGCCAGGUAGGCUUCUUCUUCACCAACAUCCAACUUCAUCUCACAAAGUAUCAGAUUCCUCGGUAUCUGCUCACAAAGCACCUACUCCGCAAAGAGCCAUUGCCAGAGACGAGCGCAUUCAUCAUACAUCCAACCAACUUCGGUGCCUUCGCACCCAGAACUCUACUGAGCACAUUGCAAUCCCAAGGUCUUUCAAGGGAUGAUGCAAUCAGACACCUUGAUUCAGUGCAAUUACUUCCUGUGCACAACUUGCCCAGCGCUGUCAGGGCUAUCGGGCAGGUAUCUGCUUCUCUGCAAGGGAUCCAAUCAAAUCCAAUCAGCCACCCUGUCGUUCUCAUUGUUGCUGGUCUUGAUACUCUAGCUGACGGAGUCAUUCGCGCUUCUAGCCCCGUCAAAGGCGCUGCUGUCUUGUCAACUACAUUACGGACUCUAACAAGGAUAUCUAGAGCACAUGCUUCUUUCUUGUCUAUCCUUCUUGUCAAUACUAAUGGACUAGGUUCGGUUCAAUUCGACGAUCAGCCACCGAAGAAUGCUGAUGAUGAUAGACCUUCGCGCGAGGAUGGCAUCAUCACUUCCAUAUUUCAGCCACCCGAUUCUUCGCUCUUGACAAAUCUCCUGAUGAGGACUCUAGAUCACGGCAUUGAUAUACACCUAUUGUUGUCGGAUGUUAGGGCAGACACUGUGGCUGAAGUGAUUAAAGACCGUGUUGGCUCUGGCUUUAGCAAAUGGGGCAUAUGGUCCCAAGCCUAG
Penicillium taxi is the source of this 993-nucleotide messenger RNA. RefSeq lists its product as uncharacterized. Lineage: Eukaryota; Fungi; Ascomycota; Eurotiomycetes; Eurotiales; Aspergillaceae. The record is from RefSeq and is a predicted model, not a curated record. The transcript has a single exon. Bases 1 to 993 code for a protein of 330 amino acids.